AUGAACAUUUCCGGCAAACACAACCAAGCUCCGGGUGCAUAUCCGACACCCCCAACAUCCUAUCCUCCUCCCCCAGCUCAAAGCUAUAAUGGUCCGUACGUGAUGCCACCACCACCUAUCGGUUAUCCCACAAAGGAGAACACUCAACUACACAACGUGCCACUCGAGACCACUAGUAAAGGGGACAGUUUUUUCAAAGGAUGUCUGGCAGGUCUAUGUUGCUGUUGCUGUCUCGACAUAUGUUUCUAA
Messenger RNA from Striga hermonthica, 249 nucleotides. NCBI's taxonomy places the organism in Eukaryota, Viridiplantae, Streptophyta, Magnoliopsida, Lamiales, Orobanchaceae. The record is from the annotation of a GenBank genome assembly.